AUGAAGGCCUCCCUGUUUACCAGCCUAUCCGUGGCUGCCCUUGCCCUUGCGGUGCCCCAGAAGCGGAGUGUUCCCACCGCUGCUGAGCUGGCUAGGUUCAAAGUCUUUGCCGAGUAUCAGGCUGCUGCGUUUUGCAUGACCGAGGGCCAGCCUGCCGGCACCCAGGUCGCCUGUCUUGAGGGCCAGUGCAACACCCUGACAUCGCGCAAUGUUACCGUCCACUCAUCUUCCUUCACCGGCACCAUCUUGGAUACUCGAGGCUUUGUCUCUGUUGACCCCGUAGCCAAGGAGAUUGUCUUGACCUUCAGGGGCACCGUUUCCAUCAGAAACUGGGUGGCAGACUUCAUCUUUGUCCAAGUCCCUUGCGACUACGCCUUUGGCUGCCUCGUCCACACCGGCUUCCUCGCCUCCUGGGCCGAAGUCAAGAGCCGUGCCAUGGCCGCGGUCACCGCCGCCAGACAGGCCCACCCGACCUUCAAGGUCACCGUCACCGGUUACUCCCUCGGCGCCGCCGUCGGCACCAUCGCCGCUGCCGACAUCCGCAGGAGCCUCAAGAUCCCCGUUGAUCUCAUCACCUUUGGCUCUCCCCGCGUGGGAAACAAUGCGUUUGCCAAGUUCGUCACUGCUGGGGCUGGUAGCGAGUACCGCCUCACCCACGCCAACGACCCGAUUGCCCGUCUCCCGCCCAUCAUCUUCAACUACAGACACACCAGCCCUGAGUACUGGUUUGAUGAGGGAGCCGAUGGUGUUGUGACUCUCGAUGAGGUCCAGGUCUGCGAGGGGCAUGCCAACAUCCAGUGCAAUGGUGGGACGGGAGACUUCAACAUGGAUGUGCAUGGCUGGUAUUUCCAGAGGUUCACCGGCUGUGCGCCCACGGAACAGCCUUUCAAGGCCCGUAGCACGCCCAUCAGUGAUGCGGAGCUUGCGAAGAUUGUGAACGAGUGGGUGAAGGAGGACAAGGUGUUGGCCAAGAACUUGGAGCUGAGUGGUGAGGCGUAA
Molecule: messenger RNA, 999 nt
Organism: Podospora anserina S mat+
Lineage: Eukaryota; Fungi; Ascomycota; Sordariomycetes; Sordariales; Podosporaceae
Exons: 3
Coding region: 1-999 (332 amino acids)
Biological process (GO): lipid metabolic process
Source: RefSeq, a predicted model, not a curated record